ACUUUUUGGCUUAUUUUAUGAAAAUCUUAAGGUACCAACCUUCUUACAUUCUCCAAUCGACGAUCCUUUCUCUUUCACCCACUCUAUGGCAAAACCCAUUUUCGACCAUUCUUACUAUAAACCCUAAUUCUCUCCUCUCACGUCCAUGAAUUCCUCCCAAUUCAAUCCAUACCCAAUUCUUCCAUGGAAUCCUCUGUUAAAAUUGUAAAGAAAGAGCACAAAACCUUCGUUAGACGACGAUUACCGCCAACCCCACCACCCCCACCUUCUCUUUCUUCUUCCUCUUCCGCUCCUCUCAACCCAACUCUAAUCCCAAACCCCUCACUCCCUUGUCCUCAAAAGAAAACUCGGGAUUUGCCUAAUUUUUCGGAAUGCCAUGCUUGUGGAUUCCGUAUUGAUACCGUUGACGGUCGUUCCAGGCUUAAUUCCCUCUACAGCGAGUGGCGUAUUGUUCUUCUUUGUAAUAAGUGCUUCUCUCUUGUCGAAUCUUCCCAGGUUUGUUCUUACUGUUUUGCUGACACGACAGGCGAUUCUUUUAUUUGCUGUGAGUGUAACCGUCGGGUUCAUAGAGAAUGUUUUUCUCAGUAUAGUAGAGUUGCUCCUUGGUCCUAUUCCUCUUCGGGUUCUGUGUUUUCUGUUUGUAUUGAUUGUUGGGUUCCUAAACCAAUUGUAACAGCGAGGGCGGUAUUGAGAAGUAGAAAAAUAAGGAGAAAGAAUGUUAAUGUUUCGGAUUUGCGGAGUUCUAAGGUCUCAACUAGUGGAAACUGCAAAUCUUUGAGUGCAUUAGUCAAGGAUGCAAAUUGUUUAGUGGAGAAGAAAGUUGACGCUGCGGUUAGAGCUAGGGAACAUGCGCUGAAAAAGGCUGCUGUUGCUAGGAGGGCUUCUGCCUUGGCCAGUGAUGCCUUAAAUUUGGUUGCACAAAGGGAUGAAAGUGCUGCAAAAGAAUCUGGGGACUCUGCGGAGGAUGCAGAGUUGGCAAUUCAGUUGCACCGAGCUAUGAAUAGUUCUCCAAGAUUUUCCAAGAAUUUGUGUUCAACGAACUCAAACUACAUGGAUUUUGAUGAUACGAUGGUGGAUGAUGGUGAGACAUCCGCAGGAGCACUAUUUAGCGGGGAGUUUGAUUUCUUUAAAGCACCUCCAGUUUUGGUAAAUAAUAAUAUAUGCAACUCUCCUGAUAAUACUGCUUCUGAGCCUUCAGUCACGGCUAAAGAUCAUGUCUCACCAUUAGAAAGUAAUCAUUUAGAAUCCCUGGGUAAAGAUCUGAUGCGUGUAAAGGGCAAUGGUUGCCCGGUAAAGUGUGAUUCUGAGUCUGUGAAUGUGGAACUGACACCAGAAAAAGAAAUGAAGAGCAGCUCAAUUAAAUUAACCAAUGCUGGUUGCAAUUAUGACAUGUUAUGCUCUGAGUCUCAAUUGUCACCCACACAAGAUAAGUAUGAUCUACCUAGGGAUGAGAGGUGCAUUGCAAAGCCGUAUCACUAUUUCUUCAAGUAUAGGAGGAGAGAUACAACAAAACGUUACCUGUUGAAGUAUAGCAAGCGGAAUUCAAAAUUGAAGAGAAUGCCUGAUUGCAAUUCUAAAAUUCAUGAUGAUGGAAUGUGCUUGGGUGUUCCAUCUUCCUCUGCAGCAAUUGUAAUUAGUAGUACUGAAAAUUUUCCAGUAAUUUCAAAUGCCUCAUUUGGCUGCUGUGCUGUUCCUUUGCAAGCUUCUGGCCUGGGCGUUAAUGCAGUUCAAGAAAUCAGCAACAAAGGAGGCAGUCACUGAUGGAGGCAGACCCAUGCACCUUGCCCUUUCGUUGAAAUCCAUUGUUGUGCGCCUUCUCCAUCCAUUCUCAUAAACCACCAACCUUGUCGCUACCAGAUUCAGCCGCCAUCUGCUGCCUUUUGCCGCUACUCAACGCUGUUGCACACGCACACCUAACACCAAUUUGGCCGCCCACAUUCACGCUGUCCAAAUCUAUGAGUUUGCAGAUCAGUCUGUUUGCAUCCACGUCGUUUUGCUCCUAAAUUCGCCACCUCCUGACUGCUUCGCCCUUCUUCAUUUGUGUGGCUGUCAUGCUCUGAUCUAGUCGUGCAUUGGUGCUGUUUGGGUGAAUCAUAUAUGUUGCACAAUUUAGGAACCUAGUGCCUUUUGUAAUUAAAAAAAUCUUGGUUCAAUUAAUUUGUUUGGUUCAUGUUGGUCCUAUUUAUUAGUCUAUCUUUAGCUAUGGAAAAUUGAAAAAGAAGGGAAAAGAACAAAGUUAUGGGUUUUUGUUUCGUCUCAAAAUUAGUCUUUCAUAGGUUUUGCUAGAGAUCUCUAAAUGAGGAUCUAUAUUUCUAGCCCAUAUGUUUUUGGUUCCAUUCUUUGUCGGUUUCUGUUUCCAGCCUAGAAAUUCUUUGUGUGUUUGGUUCUUCGUACGUUUCUGAUUCUAUACUAGAUCCACUAGUUUGAUUUGAA
Molecule: messenger RNA, 2433 nt
Organism: Cucumis sativus (cucumber)
Lineage: Eukaryota; Viridiplantae; Streptophyta; Magnoliopsida; Cucurbitales; Cucurbitaceae
Exons: 2
Coding region: 184-1761 (525 amino acids)
Source: RefSeq, a predicted model, not a curated record